AUGGCUGUCCUCAGCAACGACAAAAGAUGGCUUGUGACUCUUUUCGCUUCAAAUAAGGUCGUAGUUCCAGUUUUACAGGAUAUCGUGAAACAAGGAAUGGACAAGCUGUAUGCUUUCCUAGAUAAUCACCUGAAUGGCUUAGUGACACCUUUCAGUCUACAAACACUGACCUAUGCUAAUGUAUGCCAUCUGGCAGCCACUCCAAGUCCUGCUUCUUCGCUUAAAGACCUAAAUUUCGGAAAUAUUAACAACAAUUCUGGUGUUCAUGGAAAGAACAAAAAGAUCUACAACUACAAUGUAAACAGCUCAGUUGAUCUUGCCAAGCUUUAUCUCCCAGACUACCUGGCAGAAUUCUCGGCAUUCGACAAAUCUAUGGAUUUGAGUGCCGCUCUUAGACUAUUGGGAUGCAACAAGUAUCCCAUACAAAUAUUCGUUUCUUCCGAUCCUUCGCACGAUAUUCAGUCGUUGGCAGAUGAUGUCAGAGAGAAUGUUAGGAAUCGGGGAAGUCAUUUUAAAGAGAGCGACUGGACCCAAAUCUUCUUUGACCAGUGCUUUGACAAGUUAAAGGUUCUGCUCGAAAACCUGCCCUUGCUUCCCAUCAAAAAAAAGGAGCUUUUGGAUCAACUUUCCGCAUGGAAAACAGAAGGUUUCAAGCAGAUAGUUGACAAUGACGUCAAAGAUCUACUGGAAAAAUUCCAAAACGUCAAACUCGCUUCAAUUAAUGACAAAUUGGACGACAUGCCAACUAGGGAGGAGAACGAAAGAGUGACAGAAGAGCUGUCUUCCUUUCACACCAGAAUGAUAGAUAGAUUUUAUAGAGUGAAAUCCUUACUUCGAAAAGUUGAUCACAAGCUAGACGGUAAGUUUGAAAACAACGACUAG
Messenger RNA from Pocillopora verrucosa, 882 nucleotides. NCBI's taxonomy places the organism in Eukaryota, Metazoa, Cnidaria, Anthozoa, Scleractinia, Pocilloporidae. The record is from RefSeq and is a predicted model, not a curated record.